Sardina pilchardus (European sardine) is the source of this 1053-nucleotide messenger RNA. It is a transcript of the gene gnat2, whose product is annotated as guanine nucleotide binding protein (G protein), alpha transducing activity polypeptide 2. NCBI's taxonomy places the organism in Eukaryota, Metazoa, Chordata, Actinopteri, Clupeiformes, Clupeidae. Gene Ontology annotation, molecular function: GTPase activity; GTP binding; G protein-coupled receptor binding. Bases 1 to 1053 code for a protein of 350 amino acids. The transcript has 8 exons. Gene Ontology annotation, biological process: adenylate cyclase-modulating G protein-coupled receptor signaling pathway; detection of chemical stimulus involved in sensory perception of bitter taste. The record is from RefSeq and is a predicted model, not a curated record. Gene Ontology annotation, cellular component: photoreceptor inner segment; photoreceptor outer segment; heterotrimeric G-protein complex.
AUGGGAGCAGGAGCAAGUGGCGAUAGCAAGCGGUCAAAAGAGCUGGAGAAACAGCUCCAGGAGGAUGCUGACAAGGAGGCCAAGACAGUGAAGCUGCUUCUGCUGGGUGCUGGUGAGUCUGGGAAGAGCACCAUUGUAAAGCAGAUGAAAAUUCUCCAUCAGGGUGGUUACACAAAAGAGGAACAACUGGAGUUCAGGGCUGUCAUCUAUGGCAACAUCCUGCAGUCUGCCCUGGCCAUCAUCAGAGGAAUGGAGAUGUUGGAAAUCAAUUAUGGCGCAUCAUCAGGACAGGAGGAUGGCCAGAAGUUGCAGAACUUGUCAGACUCCACUGAGGAAGGCACCAUGCCCCCUGAGCUGUCAGAUGUCAUCAAGCGGCUGUGGAAGGACUCGGGUGUGCAGGCUGCUUUCGAGAGAGCUGCUGAGUUCCAGCUCAACGACUCCGCUGGAUACUACCUCGCAGACUUGGACAGAAUUGCCUCCGCUGACUACUUACCCACUGAGCAGGAUGUGCUGCGAUCUCGAGUCAAGACAACUGGUAUCAUUGAGGAAAACUUCUCUUGCAAGGAGCUGAUCUUCAGGAUGUUCGAUGUGGGGGGACAGAGAUCAGAGAGAAAGAAGUGGAUUCAUUGUUUCGAGGGUGUGACCUGCAUCAUCUUCUGUGGUGCCCUCAGCGCCUACGACAUGGUGCUUGUGGAGGACGAUGAAGUGAACCGCAUGCACGAGUCUCUCCAUCUAUUCAACAGUAUCUGCAACCACAGGUUCUUCGCCACCACAUCCAUUGUGCUUUUCCUCAACAAGAAAGAUCUCUUUGAGGAGAAGAUCAAGAAAGUUCAUCUCAACAUCUGCUUCCCCGAUUAUGAUGGCCCCAACACAUUCGAUGAUGCCAGCAACUACAUCAAGCAGCAGUUCCAGGAUCUAAACAUGAAGAAAGGAGUGAAAGAAAUCUACGCUCACUUGACCUGUGCCACAGAUACAAAGAACGUGGAAAUUGUGUUCAAUGCCGUGACAGACAUUAUCAUCAAAGAAAAUCUUAAGGACUGCGGUCUGUUCUAG